GAGAGAGAUGUGCGCGUAAUCAUUUCUGGAGGAUACUUUCACCAAAACUGGAAGGAAAGUCCUUAGCAAUCAACUGAAGUGCUACAAAAAAAAAAAAAAAAAAAAAAAAAAAUUCGAAACCUUUAUUUUUUUUUCACCACUUACUUUUAUUAAAUUCGCACUCCACGCAUUCUUAUAAGAGUCUUAUUAAAUUCAUCAUCACUGGCACUGACAGGGCAGACCUCCGAGCUUCAGAUGGGAUAGACGUGGGGAGAAAGGAUGCGCCUUUUGAAGCACCAUCAGGUGGGUAAUGAUACUCACCCUGUGAUACAGAAUAACAUCUUUGAAUGAGCAGCAUAUUAACAAUUACGCGUCCAGCCUGACUGAAGAAUGGAAUACGGAGCUGCAGGGUGUAAAAUAAAUUCAACUACUACUGAAGCGCCGUGAAACCAGGCUGACUGAGCUCCUCCACUGGAUGUGGUGACCAUGGUCAAUGAAACCCUCCCCGUGUGGGACCUUAACUCCGAGGAUCACCUCCUCAACAUCAACGUGGGAGGCUUGAAGAGGAGCCUCUGUUCCAGCACCCUCAAGAAGUUCCCAGACACCAGGCUGGGCCGGCUGCUGUCCUGCGACUCGGAGGAGUCCAUCCUGCAGAUCUGCGAUGACUACGACGUGACGGAGAAGGAGUUCUACUUCGACCGGAACCCCGGCCUCUUUCCCUACGUGCUCCACUUCUACCAGACCGGGAAGCUUCACAUCGUGGAGGACCUGUGCAUCUUCUCCUUCUGCCAGGAGAUCGAGUACUGGGGGAUCAACGAGUUCUUCCUGGACAGCUGCUGCAGCUACCGCUACCAGGACCGCAAGCUGGAGAACCGGGACAAGAGCUGGGACGAGGAGAGCGACGUGAGCAGCAUAGACACCUCCGUCGACGAGAUCUCAGACCUGACUAAGGACAUCCUGCUGUUCCGGGACAUGCGCUGCGGAACUGUCCGCAAGCGCCUCUGGUUGACUUUGGAGAACCCUGGCUAUUCCAUCCCCAGCAAGCUGUUUAGCUUCAUCUCCAUCAGCGUGGUGCUCACCUCUAUAGCCACCAUGUGCAUCAACAGCCUCCCCGAGUACCAGGUGUUUGACGAGGACGGGACCGCGCUGGAUGACCGCACUCUUCAGAUCCUCGAGUACUUCUGCAUCUGCUGGUUCAGCUUUGAGGUCUUGGCCCGCAUGAUCCUGGCACCAAACAGGAAGAAGUUCUUUUUGAAUCCGCUGAACCUGAUUGACCUUGUGUCCGUGCUUCCUAUCUACUUCACCUUGCUCUUUGACCUGGCUGUGGGGAGCGAGUCUGGGAAACUGGGAAACCUGGGGAAACUGGUCCAGGUGUUGCGGCUCAUGAGAAUAUUCAGGGUGUUAAAGCUGGCGAGGCACUCCACUGGACUGAGGUCGCUGGGAGCUACAUUAAAGCACAGCUAUCGGGAGGUGGGGAGCUUGCUGCUGUACCUGGCAGUGGGGGUGUCGGUGUUCUCCGGCAUGGCAUACACUGCGGAGUAUGAAGAGGAGGUGGGUCUGGACACCAUCCCGGCAUGCUGGUGGUGGGGCACGGUGAGCAUGACCACGGUAGGCUAUGGAGACGUGGUGCCAGUCACCGUCGCUGGCAAGCUGGCCGCCUCGGGCUGUAUCCUGGGGGGCAUCCUGGUGGUGGCGCUGCCCAUCACCAUCAUCUUCAACAAGUUCUCCCACUUCUACCGCAAGCAGAAGGCCCUGGAGGCCUCCGUGAGGAACGGACACAGGAAGCCGCUGGAGCCAGGGGAGGACGAGUCCGAGGCGGAGGAGAUGGAGAUGGAGAGCCAGGGACUGGAGGAGGAGGGGGGCGACUGGGGGAGGAGCAGGGGAGAGGCUGCCUCCCCCCUCCCCUAGCGGCAGCAGCAGCAGCGGCUCAGCUUUGUAGCUCCGUUCAUGAAUGGUCUUUAUUCAUCUUGAACUCGACUCCACUCGCUCACUGCUAGGCAGCGUGCUUUUGACAGUUUUUAGGCAGCGUGCUUUUGACAGUUUUUAGGCAGCGUGCUUUUGACAGUUUUAGAAGAGUACUUAGUAAGGUAUCUGCAGUGUACUGAAGUUGACUAACAUUACAAAUCGCUGAAUCCUAACCGCUCUUAUGCUGCUUAACACUUCGUUCUGCUGAGAAGGACAGAUUUUGCAUUUUGUUUGAAAUAUUUAAGGGCUUUUACACACACGCUAUAGCUACUGGCACAUACUUCUGUAAUCCACUGCCGGCAAAGCUGCUGCUCUGGAGCACUAAACACACACACCUGCAUCAGUUAAACCACAUUGAAUCUCUACAGCACUGAACACACACACCUGCAUCAGUUAAACCACAUUGAAUCUCUACAGCACUGAACACACUCACCUGCAUCAGUUAAACCACAUUGAAUCUCUACAGCACUGAACACACACACCUGCAUCAGUUAAAACACAUUGAAUCUCUACAGCACUGAACACACACACCUGCAUCAGUUAAACCACAUUGAAUCUCUACAGCACUGAACGCACACACCUGCAUCAGUUAAACCACACUGAAUCUCUACAGCACUGAACACACACACCUGCAUCAGUUAAAACACAUUGAAUCUCUACAGCACUGAACACACUCACCUGCAUCAGUUAAACCACAUUGAAUCUCUACAGCACUGAACACACACACCUGCAUCAGUUAAACCACAUUGAAUCUCUACAGCACUGAACACACACACCUGCAUCAGUUAAACCACAUUGAAUCUCUACAGCACUGAACACACUCACCUGCAUCAGUUAAACCACAUUGAAUCUCUACAGCACUGAACACACACACCUGCAUCAGUUAAACCACAUUGAAUCUCUACAGCACUGAACGCACACACCUGCAUCAGUUAAACCACAUUGAAUCUCUACAGCACUGAACACACACACACCUGUAUCAGUUAAACCACAUUGAAUCGCUACAGCACUGAACACACACACCUGCAUCAGUUAAAACACAUUGAAUCUCUACAGCACUGAACACACACACCUGCAUCAGUUAAAACACAUUGAAUCUCUACAGCACUGAACACACACACCUGCAUCAGUUAAACCACAUUGAAUCUCUACAGCACUGAACGCACACACCUGCAUCAGUUAAACCACACUGAAUCUCUACAGCACUGAACACACACACCUGCAUCAGUUAAACCACAUUGAAUCUCUACAGCACUGAACGCACACACCUGCAUCAGUUAAACCACACUGAAUCUCUACAGCACUGAACACACACACCUGCAUCAGUUAAAACACAUUGAAUCUCUACAGCACUGAACACACUCACCUGCAUCAGUUAAACCACACUGAAUCUCUACAGCACUGAACACACACAUCUGCAUCAGUUAAACCACAUUGAAUCUCUACAGCACUGAACACACACACCUGCAUCAGUUAAACCACACUGAAUCUCUACAGCACUGAACACACACACCUGCAUCAUUUAAACCACAUUGAAUCUCUACAGCACUGAACACACACACCUGCAUCAGUUAAACCACAUUGAAUCGCUACAGCACUGAACACACACACCUGCAUCAGUUAAAACACAUUGAAUCUCUACA
Acipenser ruthenus (sterlet) is the source of this 3587-nucleotide messenger RNA. Its product is annotated as potassium voltage-gated channel subfamily S member 1-like. Gene Ontology annotation, molecular function: delayed rectifier potassium channel activity; protein binding. Gene Ontology annotation, cellular component: membrane; voltage-gated potassium channel complex. The transcript is spliced from 3 exons. The record is from RefSeq and is a predicted model, not a curated record. Lineage: Eukaryota; Metazoa; Chordata; Actinopteri; Acipenseriformes; Acipenseridae. Gene Ontology annotation, biological process: potassium ion transmembrane transport; protein homooligomerization; regulation of delayed rectifier potassium channel activity. The coding region runs from base 466 to 1887 and encodes 473 amino acids.